This is a messenger RNA of Phymastichus coffea, 994 nucleotides long. RefSeq names its product large ribosomal subunit protein mL41 (gene mRpL41). NCBI's taxonomy places the organism in Eukaryota, Metazoa, Arthropoda, Insecta, Hymenoptera, Eulophidae. The record is from RefSeq and is a predicted model, not a curated record. The transcript has 2 exons. Bases 142 to 741 code for a protein of 199 amino acids. Gene Ontology annotation, cellular component: mitochondrial large ribosomal subunit. Gene Ontology annotation, molecular function: structural constituent of ribosome. Gene Ontology annotation, biological process: translation.
CAUAACCUGUAAUAUGUUUUGAAGCGUGAUAGUGUCAAAAUAUCUAAAUAUUAAAUCAUUUUAUUAAUGGCAAUAAAAUUUAGUAGUCAUUGAUAUAGAUUUCAAUUAUUACUAUUGUGCAUAAUCAAUAUAUAUUAGUUGAUGAUAGUUUACUGUUAUUUGAAAUCAAAACAAAACAAGUAUUUUUAUCUUGAAAUUAUCAAAUUACCAACAAUGUCAGUAGUAAAUUUGAUAAUAACCCGUGGUAUUUCUACUACGUGUAGUCGAUUAGGAAAGCGUAAUUUUCGUAAAUUUGAACUGAUCAACAAACGUGGUACCAAAAUAUUCAAAAAGCAGCAGAUGGAAAACCCUUCACCUGAUUACCCUAUUGACAAGCGUGGAGUUAGAGAUACUGGGCUUAAGCAAGAUGGCAAAUUUAUUGAAUUGACUGAAAUGAUACCAGAAUUAAUUGUUCCAAAUUUAGAAGGCUUUAAACUGAAAGCCUAUGUUUCUUAUAGAUCCACAGAUGUUUUUCAAUCUGAAUUUACAGCAAAAGAUUUAUUUGAUGCUGUUUAUGCACAAAAGAUUGUUAAUGAUUUUAAAAAGAAACAGUUGAAACCUGAUGGGGAAUCAAUGAAUCCAAGUCCUGAAGAAAAACUCACUUCAAAUAAAGCCAGACAAGAAGCAAGUAAACCUGGAAACGACAUAUUCACAGCACCUCCAAAACCCCUAGGGCAUCUGUUUCCCGUGACUCCAAGAUAAUUUUAUUUCAUGUAUACACUAACACAGGCAAGCCAUUGAUUGUGCACAAUUAUUGUGCACACCAAUAUGGCAUGAAUCAGCUCUUGCACUAUGUUAUAGUUUAUGUGCAGAAUAAUUAUGUGCGUAAUCAAUGGCUUGCUCGCAUAUAAACACUUACAGCAUUUUAUAGUUUUGAUUCUAGUGCUUAGGAAAAACUGUAUAAGUUUUAUUAUAAAAUUAUUAAUUGUCAAUAAAAGAGUGUUAUUAAAAGUUA